This is a messenger RNA of Cephus cinctus (wheat stem sawfly), 2044 nucleotides long. RefSeq lists its product as uncharacterized. The transcript is spliced from 2 exons. Bases 76 to 1755 code for a protein of 559 amino acids. NCBI's taxonomy places the organism in Eukaryota, Metazoa, Arthropoda, Insecta, Hymenoptera, Cephidae. The record is from RefSeq and is a predicted model, not a curated record.
UCAUUGGCGCCCAACGUGGGGCAGGCGAUCAGGAAAAGACAUCAAGAGGAUUAAAAGCGAAACAUCAUCACCAAGAUGUCAACCACCGAGGGAUCAACCUCAACCAGCGAGGGAUCAGCUUCAACGACAUCAGUGAUGGCAAGCAUCGCAUCAACUCUCACAUCAGCGAUCUCAACGAUCAACACGACGGCAUCAUCCUUGCUCGAAUCCGUCAGUACGGUAGCAUGGACCACGUCCGACAACACGACAUGCACUAACACACACACGGCAACGAAACCAACCAGUAGGAUAGAACAAACUACCAUGGAGACUUCUCAGAGCAUCGUGGAAGAAACGAACUGCUCUACAAGCUCACCAAUGGAAUCAUACACCAUCGACUCUCACGGGUUAUGGAAUAGACGGAUAUCCAAUAGUGGAGUCCCGAUCCAACGAGAGAUCGAGGAUAUACAAAACACAACAAGCAACGACAAUCCAAUCCUGGAAGCAUUGGAACAAAUUAAGGCAUCAAUAAGUCAUCACAUGACAAUAACGAAUGCCAGAUUCUCGAGUCUGACAGCAUCCAUCGAUGAGAAACUUACAUGCCACAAACGACUCAUCGAAGGCACAAUGAGGAGCAUGCUGGCAGCACACGAACUGCACUAUCGGGAGGAGAUGCAAGUCCUCAGGCACCAAAUGGGAGACAGGACACCCACCCAGACGAUCGGCAGACACCGAACUCAAGAUCCCAGCCAAACUAGACGAGUGAGCUUUGCAAACCCAGAGACCCAUACGGGAAGGAGAUUCCAAGAUACAACUCACGACAUCUCUGGCAUGGGUCAGCCAGCCCUUAGGAGCAGCAGCUUUGGCGGCACACAGCCAAGAGUGAGCGACUUUGGAUUAAGCGAUCAGGGCUCUAGGAUAGGAAGAUCGAGGACGUUGGACGCAUCAUGGGGAGCACCAAGGAUGACUCUACCAACCUUUAAUGGAGCAGCAACCUCAAGACCUAUGAGAUACCUACAAGAGCUCAAGCAAUAUUGCCUCACACUAGGACUGGAACAAGACAUUAAACUCGUGAUAUCCCAAAGCAUGACGGGAUCCACCAAAGAAUGGUGGCUACUAAUAGAAGAAAAGAUCUACGCAUGGGAAGACUUCGAGAGAGAAUUCAAAAGAAGGUUCUGGAACGAAGAGGAACAGUAUCGAAUCUCUGAAAAACUAGAAUUCGGAUCGUUCGAUGAGAAUAAGAAGGGAAGCCGAGUCGAUUAUGCAAUUCGGAUUAUCAGCAACGCAAAGGAUAUAGAACCACCAAUUCCGGAAGCACAGAUAAUCACGAAAAUGGCUCGCCACUUCGACGAGAAUAUCCGAUCGGCGAUCUUGGCAAGAGGCAUGAAAACCACAGAUGAAAUCCUGGACCUCUUACAGCGAUUCGACAAGAUCGGGCCGGUGAACUCGAGGAGGGAUUAUCAAAACCGAUAUCCCAAAACAGAUCGAGAGAAUCAGCAACGAUAUCCAUCGAAGAAUGAAGAAAAAACGGGAGCGAACUCACAAAGAAGGGACGACUCUCGCCAAGAAAAGCCUCAGCAGGGACAACCAAGGGCGCAAACAAGCGGAUACAGCGCACCGAGGAAUCAACAAAACCGACAAUUUUCCCAGCAGCAAAACGUGAGGAAGAUCCAAGGAAAAACAUCUCAGGACACCACACAGCCGGGAAACGCAGAAGAGUUGUGCCCCAGCACCGUCCUCCAAAACCAAGGGACACAACUAGAAUACGAGCAAUAGGGGAGGACACGCGCAAAAGUCUACUAUCUGAGGAUCCCCAGAAGAGGGAGAUAAUAAGGAAAUGUCCGAUUGCAAAAAUCCUCAUAGAAAACACACCAGUUUCAGCACUGAUCGAUACAGGCAGUGAGAUAACAUGCGUAUCAGAAGAAUUCUAUCUUACAAACAAAGAGACACUCAAAAGGGCACCAUCUUUACCCGUUGUUGGGGUCUCAAUAAGAGAAGCAACGGCUGGGAGGGCUGUGAAAAUCCAACAGCAAAUAUUCGUUACGAUUAAAAUCGGCCCAUAUCA